This is a messenger RNA of Anthostomella pinea, 495 nucleotides long. The record is from the annotation of a GenBank genome assembly. NCBI's taxonomy places the organism in Eukaryota, Fungi, Ascomycota, Sordariomycetes, Xylariales, Xylariaceae.
AUGACGGCAGCAGCAUCCGGAUACGACAUGGCGGCCUACCUACUGGACCGAGCCAACAUCCACGACACAAUAGCCCGAAUGUGCCUUGCCUUCGACACCCGACAGCCCGACAUGCUCGCCACCCACGUGUACACACCCAUGGUCCACAUCGACUACUCGCAGCUCCUCGACUCGACUGCCAUGGACAUCACGCGGGAGCAGUGGGCAGCGAGCCUGGAGCCCGUCUUCGACCAGUGGGAUUCGAGGCAGCACGUCGUGCAAGACAUGCUGAUCGAGCUGCCGCAGCCCGUCGGUGCCAAGGGCGGUGGAAGGCUGGAGAAGUGCAGCGUGGUCGGUAUCGCGCUGGCUGUCGCGAUUGUGCUGCAACGGAACGGGGGUCGUUACGAGUUCGAGAUGGUGCGGCUGAAGGAGCUCGAGGGGAGGGGGGAGAACCCGUGGAGGAUCAGCAGCCAGAAGGUCGUCAUGACGUAUCAGGAGAUAGGGAACGACUCAUAA